Grammomys surdaster is the source of this 468-nucleotide messenger RNA. RefSeq names its product thymic stromal lymphopoietin (gene Tslp). NCBI's taxonomy places the organism in Eukaryota, Metazoa, Chordata, Mammalia, Rodentia, Muridae. The transcript is spliced from 5 exons. Gene Ontology annotation, molecular function: cytokine activity. The record is from RefSeq and is a predicted model, not a curated record. Bases 1 to 468 code for a protein of 155 amino acids.
AUGUCUGAUGUCACACCAGAUGAAUCAGGCUUUGGCAUCUUCCCAUAUCACUUUCUUUUCAGGUACCUCUUCAUCUUACAAGUGGUACGGCUGGUGCUAACUUACAACUUUUCUAACUGUAACUUCGAGGAGAUUCUGGAAAUAUAUCGUGCAACAAUUUUUCAUGACCUGGUUGGAGAUUUGAAUGAGAUCGUGACCAAGUUCGACCAAAUGGAGGACUGUGACAUCAAGCCAGAUUGUCUUCUGAAAAUCGAAUACCAUACUCUCAAUCCUAUCCCUGGCUGCCCAUCACUCCCCGAGAAAGCAUUCGCCUUGAAAACGAAAGAGGCCCUCAUUCACCACUGCCCAGGCUACUCUGAAACUGAGAGAAACAGUACUCAGGAAAUGACACAAGAAGUCAAAAUCGUCUGCCUGAAUCAAACCUCACAAAUUCUAGGAUUGUGGCUGUCCUUCAAUCAAUCUCCAUGA